AUUGGGUUAGGACGACCAUUCAAAAAGAGUAGUUUUGGUAGAUUUGAGAAAUCAAAACAAGAAAAAGAAAGAUGGCUGGAUUGACGCUAGCAAUAGAGAUGCGUAGGAGGAGGAUUCAUAAUAGAAAACAACACUUUCAAGAGGACAAUCCUCACCAUGCCCACCCCUCAUACAGAUCAUUGCUCGAACCACCACCACCGAUCAUCACCACCACCACCACUGCUGCCACCAUGGAUGAGGCUGCCCUAAAAGCCCGCAAACGCCUGGAAGAGAAACUUGGUUGUUUCCGGCCUUCAAGUUCAAGGUUGAAUAGAGUUGACGCAAAUGAAGGUAGAGGCAAUAAUAGUUUGAGGACGAGGGAUAACCAUAACCAUGGUUACUUGGUUACAAGAAUACCAGGGAGACGAUGGCACUUCCAGAUCAACACAAGUAAAUCAAAAGGGCAGCUUUGUGCUGUAUGCUUGGAAGAUUUUCAUGUAGAGAAACAAGUCAUGCAACUCUCAUGCACCCACAAGUACCACUCUGAUUGCCUUCUUCCAUGGCUAGUUGACCAUCCCAAUUGCCCCAGCUGUCGAACCCCCGUUCCGUUAUGUGAUUUUGCUGGAAUAUGUGCAAAAAUAGGGUCUCGCAUCAAAUAAAAAAUAAAAGAGAUACUUACAAAAAAAAAAGAAAAAAAAAA
Molecule: messenger RNA, 679 nt
Organism: Camellia sinensis
Lineage: Eukaryota; Viridiplantae; Streptophyta; Magnoliopsida; Ericales; Theaceae
Source: RefSeq, a predicted model, not a curated record